This is a messenger RNA of Physcomitrium patens, 2827 nucleotides long. The record is from RefSeq and is a predicted model, not a curated record. NCBI's taxonomy places the organism in Eukaryota, Viridiplantae, Streptophyta, Bryopsida, Funariales, Funariaceae.
CUUCGUGAGGUUAUGAAGGGUGUUUUCCGUGAGGGGGAAGACGCGGACGCGAGAGAGAGAGAGGGGAAUUCAGUCAAUGGCGCAUGGAAUGGGGCUUGACAGUGGUGGAUAUUGCGGGAUUCAAUGCAAUGGGAGUGAUCUUUGCUUCUUGCGGUGAUCACAUUCUUGCGAGGCUCAUAAAUUCUUGUCUGUGGGGGCCAUCAUGGAAGAUUGCGAGUCCUGGAAUAGUCCUGAGACGGUUCUGAUGGUGGUGAGCAUUAUUGGGACUGCUGUCUGUGCAGUCAGGCGCGGAAUGAUGGUGUGGUGGUACUUGGCAUGCAGGCUGCAACUUGAUCCAGUGAUCACUGUGUGUGUGACUGUCUGGUUGUCUGUAUAUCUGUCGGUCUGAGCCGUAUCUGCAUGUGUCCUACUGGCUUCCUUGAGCCUUUCGAUCGGACGAGAACUGCCGUGACUGCUCUGCUGCAUGUACUGACGUCGUACGAGCGAGCAUGAUGCGAGAGGUUCACGUCGACGCUGCUGUGUACUGGUAGUUUAUGCUGGGAGCCUGGGCAAUUCGGACCAGUAUAGAUAGCCUGGCGGUUGAAGGUCUCCCCCUGGAAGCCCCGCUCAGAUGGUGAGGUCGAUGAUUACACUUGCUUCGUCAUGGCCGUGUGGAGGGGAGCGACGUAUUCUUCAGUGGAUUGAGUGCGGAGCCUACUUUGCGUCUCAGAAAGAGAUGCCAAAGUUCUCGUUUUGCAUGUCAAAUCUGGUUCACACGAAAUGGGAGUGAAAGUUUCAGGGCAGAAGAAAGGAAAGGAACAUCUUCGACACGAUUUCUGUUAAUACUGACCUUAAUUUCAAUUACGGAGUAUUUUUCGAUCGGAAUGACUAGUCAGAUUCUCUGCCGCUGCACCUAAGCAUCCAUUUCACAGUGUUGUUACAAUUCCACAGUCCAUAGUAAAUGACGAAUUCCACUAUACGAUGAAGCUGGAAGUCUUAUUAGACUAUUCCAAGGAUUCAGCUUGGUCUGGCACAGGUUGAGAGCACGAGCCAGAAGAAUAGAUCAGAGAAAUACCUCGGAAUUUUUGCAAUUAAAUGCUUCAUCGCAGGUCAUCCCAAAGGUAGUCCUGAGCGCCUUGCUCAUGGGGUUGACCUGAAGAAGAGAGGACUAGCAGCAUUUUGCACAGUGUGUGUUUCUGAAGGUCGUAAUUGGUGCAGGUAAUGGGGCAUGACACAGACCACGUUUAAAAUGAAACGCAACCGUUGGCCGUCAAUGUACCUUCACCAACCGAAAGAAUUAUCUGUGCGGAGUUGCAACCAUGCAGAGUAGCGGGUUUUAGAGGGCACUAGAGGUUCUGAGAAACCCUGUAGCACGUAAUGUCAAUUCCCAAUCUUAGCUGCAAUUAGUCAUCGUGAGCAGAAGUCAUUACUCUGAUAAGACCGUAAAUGCAUCAAUUCAGCGCUGUUAUCAAAAUUACUACUGGCUGACACAACUCCUUGUAUCAGUAGAACAGGUUGUUUCAUCACGAGCAGCCGCUUUGGUUCGCACUAUUGAAUCAAACCUCCAAUUGCGAUCUCAAGGGUGUUGGUUGACUUCCGAAAUCUCAGUCGAUCACACAAGUUACCCUUCCAUUCGGAACCGCUGGCUAGCACAUACUAUCUCUGGCUUUUGGACAGUGUGAGGGGGUUGGUAGACUACUCCACAACAGAGGAGAUAAACAGUGUGCUAUCCUCCACGGACCACAAUUGGCCUCUCCCCUCAGCGGAAGAGACCUGGGUUUUUUUUCAGCAGAGUCCUCCAUAUGCAACGAUCGAAGUCAGCGUGGUGCCUUCGUGGUUCAUCAAGGUAAACAGGACUUGAAACGAAAUGUUGGAGAAUGCCACUGGGGGUGUAAUCAAGCAUGGGGAGGUCUCCACAAACCAUCUAUUGCUGGUGACGAAAAAGAUCCCUCUGAACAAACCCAAGCAGCUAGCGGUGGAAAACAAGACGCAUCCAUGACAGGGGUGUUCAAUGGAAACACCCCUCUUCAGAUCACAGUAAAUCCUGACAAGCGAUUUAAAUCGCUACCACCUGCAGAGAUCCUUCCAAGGAACACAACCUUGGGAGGCUACAUAUUUGUGUGCAACAAUGACACCAUGCAAGAGGACCUGAAGAGACAACUCUUUGGGCUACCGCAACGAUACCGUGACUCUGUCCGCACUAUACAGCCUGGGCUGCCCCUUUUUCUAUACAACUAUACAACGCAUCAGCUUCACGGCAUCUACGAGGCUGCAAGCUUUGGAGGCUCCAACAUAGAUCCAACAGCUUGGGAAGACAAGAAGUGCCGCGGAGAAUCAAGAUUUCCUGCACAGGUGCGGAUCCGAGUUCGCAAGCAGUGCAAACCCCUAGAGGAGGACUCCUUCAGGCCCAUACUGCACCAUUAUGAUGGACCUAAGUUUCGUCUCCAGCUUUCUAUUCCCGAGGCUGUCGAACUGUUGGAUUUGUUCAUGGAAAAUGAACUACCGUGAGAUUGGUAGCUGUUGUCUGGGACUCGGAGAGCACAUUUGAGUCCAGUUUCACACGGUGUAAGUGGAGGAUUUUUAAGUACGGAAAUAUCGUGUUUCCUGUGUUUUGAUAGGAAUAGGAAUAUGGGUCGAUAUCAUACUCUCCAUCAGAAAGGAAUAAUACAAUUUUGGUGUAUGAUCUGAGGGAAAUGAUAUUACCCAAAUUGGUUACAUACAAGGAAGGACGUGUAGGCCUUGAAGGCCUAGUUUUGAAGGCCUGCGAAAGUUGUGACCUGAGCUCAUACAGUAUCAUUUUAAAAGGGUUGCGGUUACGAUUUGUUAUAAAACAUCUUGUUCUCAGUUU